Molecule: messenger RNA, 354 nt
Organism: Mycena citricolor
Lineage: Eukaryota; Fungi; Basidiomycota; Agaricomycetes; Agaricales; Mycenaceae
Source: the annotation of a GenBank genome assembly
AUGGUUCAAGAGGUGGUCGAGGACGCAGGCCAUCUGUGCCUCUUGCUUCCAAAGUUUCAUUGUGAGUUGAAUUUCAUUGAAUACUUCUGGGGUGCUGUCAAAAAAUACCUGCGCAAUAAUUGUGAUUACACUUUCAACACCCUCAAGACCAAUAUGCCCUUGCGCUUGCCUCAGUCAGCAUCUCAACAAUCCGGAAGUGGGAACAGAGGAUGGUCUGUUGGAUGGACGCAUAUCGGAAGGGGAUGGAGACUCAACAGGCUCAGUUGGAAGUUUGCAAAUUCAGCUCACGUUCAUACAAAUCACACUGACGCAUCUUUGAAGGCGUUGCGCGCGCUUCUGACCAGUAGCAUAUGA